AUGGAUGAGGCUUACAAGAUGCGGAAAGAUUGGUAUCAUCAUGAAGGUCCGUGUCCUGAACUAGGUUACAAUGCAAAUAAGUGGAAUGAUGAGAUAUUGAGGUUAUAUAAAGCAGCUGAGUACUUAGAUGAGGAUAUGACUUAUAAGGAUAUCGACUUAGGCGAGUUGGCUGAGGGUGAAGACAAAAGAGAACAUAAAUUUCUUGCAAAGCUAGCUGACGCUGAAAUGCCUCUAUACCAAGCUGCACCAAUCAUAGCAAGCUGUCUGCUAUUAUUUCUCUAUUCAGGAUUAAGACACAAAAUGGGUGGUCCGACAAGAGCUUCAACGACCUGCUUGAAGCAUAGCCUAACAUGUUACCAAAGAAUAAUGUCCUUCAUACAUCAACUUAUGAUGUGA
This is a messenger RNA of Microthlaspi erraticum, 396 nucleotides long. NCBI's taxonomy places the organism in Eukaryota, Viridiplantae, Streptophyta, Magnoliopsida, Brassicales, Brassicaceae. The record is from the annotation of a GenBank genome assembly.